Manis pentadactyla (Chinese pangolin) is the source of this 3740-nucleotide messenger RNA. It is a transcript of the gene EIF5, whose product is annotated as eukaryotic translation initiation factor 5. Gene Ontology annotation, cellular component: cytosol. The record is from RefSeq and is a predicted model, not a curated record. Lineage: Eukaryota; Metazoa; Chordata; Mammalia; Pholidota; Manidae. The coding region runs from base 416 to 1705 and encodes 429 amino acids. The transcript is spliced from 11 exons. Gene Ontology annotation, molecular function: eukaryotic initiation factor eIF2 binding; GDP-dissociation inhibitor activity; translation initiation factor activity. Gene Ontology annotation, biological process: translational initiation; formation of cytoplasmic translation initiation complex; formation of translation preinitiation complex.
CCAGGCCCCGGGCGCUGAAGGGUGUGGACCCCGGACGUCGCUGGGACAGCCCCUCCCCGCUGCUCGGCGGCGCCUGGCCCGGCCGCUGCUCGCUGCGCUGCCUCCACGCCUCCGCCGCCCCUCCUCGGACUCGGGUUCACACGCGACUCACUUCAUCCCAGUCCCGGGCGAGCAGCGUUGGGUUUAUGUCUUUAUUUGACGAAAACGAGCUGUUGCGCAGCCAUUGGUACCUGUAUUGGGGAAACAUAGCAUACAAGCAAGAAGCUCACAGCCUCAGUGGCGAAAAUUUUUUCAUGUCAGAGACCGAGAACUCUUGCAGUCGUUUAUGUCAUCCCUUCUUCUCCAGACAGAAGAUACCAAAAAGUUGCAAUCAAAGAUCUCUUCAUCUUAUUGAUAAAGCCACUAAUAAGCCAAAAUGUCUGUCAACGUCAACCGCAGUGUGUCAGACCAGUUCUAUCGCUACAAGAUGCCCCGUCUGAUUGCCAAGGUUGAGGGCAAAGGAAAUGGAAUCAAGACAGUUAUAGUCAACAUGGUUGACGUUGCAAAGGCGCUUAAUCGGCCUCCAACGUAUCCCACCAAAUAUUUUGGUUGUGAGCUGGGAGCACAGACCCAGUUUGAUGUUAAGAAUGACCGUUACAUUGUCAAUGGAUCUCAUGAGGCGAAUAAGCUGCAAGACAUGUUGGAUGGAUUCAUUAAAAAAUUUGUUCUCUGUCCUGAGUGUGAGAAUCCUGAAACAGAUCUGCAUGUCAAUCCAAAGAAGCAAACAAUAGGUAAUUCUUGUAAAGCUUGUGGCUAUCGAGGCAUGCUUGACACACAUCAUAAACUCUGCACGUUCAUUCUCAAAAACCCACCUGAGAAUAGUGACAGUGGUACAGGAAAGAAAGAAAAGGAAAAGAAAAACAGAAAGGGCAAAGACAAAGAAAAUGGCUCCAUGUCCAGCAGUGAGACACCACCACCACCACCAAAUGAAGUUGGUCCUCCUCCUCAUGCUGUGGAAGAAGAAGAGGAUGAUGACUGGGGGGAGGAUACAACUGAAGAAGCUCAAAGGCGCAGAAUGGAUGAAAUCAGUGACCAUGCAAAAGUUCUGACACUCAGUGAUGAUUUGGAAAGGACUGUUGAAGAGCGGGUCAACAUCCUGUUUGAUUUCGUUAAGAAAAAGAAAGAAGAGGGUGUUAUUGACUCAUCUGACAAAGAAAUUGUUGCUGAAGCAGAAAGACUAGAUGUAAAAGCCAUGGGCCCUCUUGUUUUGACUGAAGUUCUUUUUAAUGAGAAGAUUAGAGAACAAAUUAAGAAAUACAGGCGCCAUUUCCUACGAUUUUGUCACAACAACAAAAAAGCUCAGCGGUAUCUUCUCCAUGGUUUGGAGUGUGUGGUAGCAAUGCAUCAAGCUCAGCUCAUCUCCAAGAUUCCACAUAUCUUGAAGGAGAUGUAUGAUGCAGACCUUUUAGAAGAAGAGGUCAUCAUCAGCUGGUCAGAAAAGGCCUCAAAGAAAUAUGUCUCAAAAGAACUUGCCAAAGAGAUUCGUGUCAAAGCAGAACCAUUUAUAAAAUGGUUGAAGGAGGCAGAGGAAGAGUCUUCUGGCGGUGAAGAUGAUGAUGAAGAUGAGAAUAUUGAGGUGGUAUAUUCAAAGACUGCCAGUGUACCGAAAGUUGAAGCUGUGAAGUCUGACAACAAAGACGACGACAUUGAUAUUGAUGCCAUUUAAAGGGGUGGGUGCAGCCCAGCUUAACUGUAAUGCUGCAAAUCUCUGCAUCAGCCAAAAGUGCAACAUGUAUGUGCAAAAGCUAAAAUGGCUUAACAUCAUGCUACACUUUCUACUAAAAAUGUAUUGCUGUGAGUGGUCUGUAUAAUUAAGCCCAACAAGACAUAUAGGAAGUCCAUACACAUACCAGUGAGCAGAUGUAGUUUGCUUAUUUGUAGCAUGUUUCUUUUUGAAAAAUUAGUGGUGGACACAUUUGGAUCACAUUUAUACAGUUACAAAAAUAAAACGUUUAAUUUCAGUGAUUCAGAUUUUGGUUCUGACUUAAAGCUGAAAAAAUUGGCUCCUUUUUUAAAUGUUACACCCAUCAUUUAAGGAUUCUUGGAGCCUGUUAAAUAUGGUUAGGUGCUGAGACUGUAAAGAGGUCUUCAGCAGAAUGUAAACGUGAACUUGUAGUUAUCUUAUUCAGCCAUAAGAAAUACAGUGUUUUAAGUCCUUAGUCCCUCAAAUUGGCAUCUGGUGAUGUACAUUCUUCCCAUGCCAAAGUGGACUGAUAAUUAAAUGACAGUGCAACUUAUUUCUCUUAAGAAGUAAAAAUGACCUGAGUGUCCUACAAAUAAUUAAGAGCAGGUUUUGAAACUUGAAUUGUGUUUUUCAGUUCAUAGGUACUUGCCCCAAGUUGUAGUCUUCUAAGUCAUGUGCGUUGCACUUUGGAUGAGCCAGGGGAAUUACUACAUUAACAAGCAUUUUACAUGUGUGUAGCUGUUACUUUCUACUAAGAAAACUCUGAAACUUUGAGGUAUGAUUAUUAAAUAGUAAGCUCUGAUUUUAUUUGGGGAAAGCAAGAAAAGGUGCACUUAAUCUCUAGCAAAACCAGAGCACAAUUUCUCAGCUACUAAGGUUUAGACUGCAAUUUCAAAAUGUUAAGACAUAGUGUAUUGAGUUCAGUAUGGAGUCUAUGGUCGUUUAAUACCUUUUACAAUUGGACAUAGAGCUUAGUGCUUCUUAGAUUUUGGUUGCUAUCUUUCCAAAAUAAGAGUUACUAUGUCUCAAACUUGAUUUCCCCCCCAGAAUGUCUUAUUUUUAAAAGAAGACUAUAAAAGCAUACUUGGAAGUCUGUUAGGUAUAAGACCUGGGGGUGCAUAAGCAAAUAGAAACAAUCUGAUAGCCAUUAAAUAUAAGUGACCAAGUCCAUCCAAGGCUUUAGAUUUUGAAAUGAUAACUUCCUUGUGAAUUCCUUGUCCAAUUAACUGAUUUAAAUUCACUUGAUAGGGGUGAUGACUAUAUCUGAGAAAUCUUCGAGGUAAAUUUGUUUCAUUCCUUUUCACAAAAAGUGAACUGUAGGAAUCAAAAGUCCAUAUGACUGAUUUUGUUGGGAGCACUAACUUAACAUCACUCACCUCUAUUUCUUUGUGAUCUCUCUCACAGAUCAGAUUAUGAUGAGACCUUAGCACAAAUGUAUGUGAAAUUUUUUCACUUUGAAAUUACACAAACAUAUGAUAAAAUAAGAACUUGUUAGCUUGAAACUUUAUGGUAUUAAAAUCUAGCAAUAUAUUGCCAGAGGGUUAUGAAUUGGCCCCCAGCUGCGUUUUCUUUUGAUAGAUGAUGAAAGUGAAGCGGGAGUCAUGUGCCUGCCUGGAAGGAGUGUUCUUUGUCACACCAAAGAGAAGGAUUUUGCAAACUGCUAUCUUGGUUGGGUUUCACAUUCUUUGCAUAAGCCACUUUCAUUAUCUGAAAUUCAGUAGAAGGUGCUGAUGACCUAAGCUGAGUUGCAGUCAGUAUACCUAGUGUCAGGCUAAUGAGGUUGUAGAGCUUUUCCUGAAAAUAUGUUUGGGGCUUCUAAACACUAAAGAGAAAAUUUUGACUUGGACCAGUGUUGAGUCUGGUGCCAAAUGUCCAGUGGAAUUCAAAUCCACAAAAUAACAAUUUUAUUCAUAGGGGCUUUCCUAAUAGUAAUUCUUCACAUUGCCCUAUUCAAUUGUUUUAAAAAGUUUCCUUUUUCAGACAGCUACAUUACUUGAUUAAAACAAUGUUAAAGUUG